ACCGAGCUGAGUUUAAUCCGCGUUCCGUCUGUCCGUGGUCGCAGAAAAGUCUGUUCGUCCGUGUGGGCGCAAGGUGGAGUUUUGCACACACAAACGUUAUUCUUUAUUUCAACAAUGUCCGCGAAAUGAAAACUUGUAUCGUGUCGUUUUAAGUUGCAAAAGUUAGUUUUCGAAGAUUUGAAAUUUGCACUUCAUGUGUCCGGUCGUUUCGUGUGAUUGUAAUUAUCAAUGAUUUUGUGAUAUUCGACCGCAACGCAGCUUUAUCGUCAUUGGGUUUUGAAGAUUGCGAAAGAUGAUAGAUAGUUUGAGUUAGUUGGUUCUGCGUGGCGACAGCGACGAUGCAAAUGGGUGACGGAUAUAAGCAGCAAAUUGAAACACAUGAAAAUGAAUGAAAUAUCGAAUUUCAAGCUGUAGCUUGUAUACUUAGCAUAGUGAUGGCACAGCAGUGUGCAAAAAGGAAGUGAGUGAGAAAAGAGAGUUAAGUGAAACAAUGAGCACUACAAUCACUAGCAAAAUGAAGAAAAGUGAAAAUAUUUUAAAUGCAAUUGGUAAACUUGAUCAUAUUUGCGAGCAAAUUGUGUGCAGCUAGCUAAAAUCUUCGACGUAAAUAGUGAAUCCCUUUUUGUGUGUCAUUUGUAUAAGCACAAGUUUUCCCCUAUUUGCCAUAAGCAUAUCGCUAUGCAAGUGCUACAAGGUGUAUAGCACCGUAUUCUUUACGACCAUUCUCCGAAAUCUGUAUUUUAUGAUCACAGAAGUCAUAGAUGGGAAGGAAAGUGGAAGUAUAGAAAACAAAAAGGAGAAAAAUCAUUCCACCGCUUAUACACACAUCUAUACAGUCAUCUAUAUAUAGAAACUUAUAAACAUGUAUUCUGCUGCUGCCAUAUUUGGAUAUAAAAUAUCAUGCAUCUCGCUCACGCUAGCAUUGAUUUCAACUUUGAUACAGAUUUGUAGCGGUGCCGACCUUGUGAUAGAAAUUCCCGGAAAUCUCGGCCUAGAUGAUUCGUACUAUCGUCUCGAUUACUAUCCACCGGUGGGUAACCCAGCGCCAAAUGCAACAAUUGCAUCGCGAGACGUCGGUGACGAGAUACAAUUCUCUAACGGACAGCCGGGUACGCGAUACAACUUUUGGUUGUACUACACUAACUCGACUCACCACGAUUGGCUCACGUGGACCGUGUCGAUAACAACCGCCCCGGAUCCACCAUCGAAUCUGUCCGUGGCGGUUCGCUCGGGCAAAAGUGCCAUCAUAAGUUGGAGCCCACCGUCACUGGGCAACUAUUCGGCAUUCAAGCUGAAAAUCCUUGGACUGUCGGAUAAUUUUGCCACCAAUCAAACGAUUGCCGUCGAGGACAAUCAGUUUCAGCAUGUGCUGCGAGAUCUUACGCCGGGCGCAACCUAUCAGGUGCAAGCUUAUACCGUUUUCGAUGGAAAAGAAUCGGUUGCGUACACCAGCCGAAACUUCACUACUAAACCUAAUACUCCGGGAAAGUUCAUCGUAUGGUUCCGUAAUGAAACCACAUUGCUGGUGCUGUGGCAACCACCAUAUCCUGCCGGGAUUUACACUCAUUACAAGGUAUCGAUCGAACCCCCAGAUGCGCUCGGUAGCGUACUCUACGUUCAGAAGGAAGGUGAACCACCGGGUCCAGCACAGGCAGCUUUCAAGGGGCUUGUGCCCGGUCGAGCAUACAACAUAUCCGUGCAAACGAUGUCCGAGGAUGAAAUCUCACUGCCUACAACCGCACAAUACCGAACGGUUCCGCUUCGACCUAUGAAUGUAACAUUCGACAAAAAGGCAAUAACGGAGAACUCCUUCAAAGUAAUGUGGGAAGCCCCUAAGACCAUCAGUGAAUUCGAUAAAUAUCAAGUUUCCAUUUCCGCAACUCGGCGCCAGCAAUCGGUUACACGCGAUGAUAAUGAGAGUAUGGCGUGGCUAGAGUUCAAAGAUAAUCUAGAACCCGGCAAAACUUAUCAAGUAGUUGUUAAAACUGUGUCGGGAAAAGUAACCUCCUGGCCAGCAUCCGGAGAGGUAACACUCAGACCACUACCGGUGAAGAAUCUAUACUCCUUCACUGACAGCAAAACCGGAGUUGUCACUAUAUCAUGGGCCCCUGAUGAGGCUAGCACUCAGGAUGAAUAUAGAGUUAGCUAUCAUGAGCUUGAAACGAACAAUGGAGAUGCGAGUACGAUGAACACGGACAAAACAAGCUUUGCGCUGGAAUCGCUGCUACCAGGUCGUAAUUAUUCCGUUACUGUGCAAGCCAUCUCGAAAAAGAUGGAAUCUAACGAAACGGUGAUAUUUGUCGUCACAAGACCAUCAUCACCUAUAAUUGAAGAUCUGAAAUCGAUCCGCGAAGGGUUGAACAUCAGCUGGAAGAGUGACGUCAACUCGCGUCAGGAAAAGUAUGAAGUUACAUACACCCGCAACGAUACCAACGAUGGAAAAACAGUACUUACCACCGAAUCUAGAUUAGUGUUUACAAACCUAUAUCCCGGAGCUGGGUACGAGGUUAAAGUUUUCGCCGUCAGCCAUGGACUGCGCAGCGAGCCGCAUUCGUACUUCCAAGCAGUUUAUCCAAACCCACCGCGUGAUAUGACAAUCGAAAAGGUUACCAGCAACUCGGUCCUGGUACGUUGGAAGGCACCAGAACGUUCCGAAUUUACUGAGUACUCAAUCCGAUAUCGCACUGAAAGUGAAAAACAAUGGAUCAGGUUGCCAUCGGUAAAAACUACAGAUGCAGACGUAACAGAUAUGACGCCAGGUGAAAAGUACACUAUUCAGGUAAACACCGUCAGUUACGGUGUAGAAUCGCCAAACCCCCAGCAAGUCAAUCAAACUGUUCGACCGAAUCCUGUAUCGAACAUUGCUCCACUGGUUGACUCCAACAAUAUUACCCUCGAAUGGCCACGACCAGAAGGACGCGUGGAAACUUACAUCAUUCAUUGGUGGCCUACGGAGUUUCCGGAUCAAGUGUUCAGUAACAACGUAUCGGAAAUCAACACAAUCUUUCCUUAUCCAGGUAGUGGCCUGAACGAAGACGAGAAGCUAAUCGAAGAACCACCUACCGUACGAAUCCUCAUAGGAGACCUAAUGUCAGGUGUUAUGUAUAACUUCAAGAUUCAAACAGUAUCAUACGGUCUAACGAGUGAUGUCACCAAAUUGCAAACUCGCACAAUGCCGCUCAUACAAUCAGAAGUACUAAUCGUCAAUAACGUGCAGAUGCGUGACACUGUUACGCUGAGUUUCACACCUACCCCACAGCAAUCAUCGAAAUUCGAUCUGUAUCGAUUUUCUCUCGGUGAUGUUAACAUUCCUGACAAGGAAAAGCUUGCCAACGAUACGGAUCGGAAAGUAACGUUUACUGGUCUAAUACCGGGACGUCUCUACAACAUUACGGUUUGGACGGUAAGUGGUGGAGUGGCAAGUCAACCGAUUCAAAGACAAGAUCGAAUGUACCCAGAUCCAAUCACCGAACUGAACGCCAGUAACAUCACCGACACCGAUAUAGUUUUAAAAUGGGAUAUUCCAAAAGGCGAAUACAAUGCAUUCGAAAUCCAAUACCUCAAGAAUGAUUCCCACUACGUGCAGAAUCUCACUGUUAAUAAUCACAUCACAAUCACCGAUCUUAAACCACAUCGCAACUACACAUUUACGGUAGUCGUCCGUUCCGGAACCGAGUCAAACGUAUUACGAAGUAGUCUUCCAGUUUCUGCUAAUUUCCAGACCAAAGAAUCUGUUCCGGGACGCGUUGAUAAGUUUGCACCAGUAGACAUUCAACCCAGCGAAAUAACAUUCGAAUGGUCUCUUCCAUCGAAUGAACAGAAUGGAAUUAUUAGACAAUUUACUAUCACAUACGGAUUAGACGGAUCACAACACACGCAAGCAAAAGACUUUAAGCCAUCCGAACUGCGUGGCACAAUCAAAACAUUACUACCAGGAAAAACAUACAUUUUCCGUAUUCAAGCUAAAACUGCUAUCGGAUACGGUCCGGAACAAAUGUGGAAACAGAAAAUGCCCAUCCUGGCACCUCCAAAACCUGAAACGCAGGUCGUUCCCACAGAAGUUGGUAGUAGCGCUUCGACCAUCGAAAUUCGAUUCCGCAAACACUACUUCAGUGAUCAAAAUGGUGUAGUUACCACUUACACGAUUAUCAUCGCUGAAGACGACAGUAAAAAUGCAUCCGGUCUCGAAAUGCCUAGUUGGUACGAUGUUCAAUCCUACAGCGUGUGGCCCCCUUAUCAGGUUAUCGAGCCAUAUUAUCCUUUCAAAAACAGCUCGGUAGAAGAUUUUACGAUCGGAACAGAAAACUGCGAUACCCGCAAGUCGGGAUACUGCAAUGGACCGCUCAAAUCCGGCACAACAUACAAAGUUAAGGUUCGAGCUUUUACAGCGCCUGACAAGUUUACCGAUACAGCGUACAGUUAUUCUAUUCGAACAGCACAAGACAACACAUCGCUAAUCGUGUCAAUAACUGUCCCGCUUUUCAUCAUCCUUCUGCUGGUGGGUACAUUGCUGUUUUUGCGCCGCCGACGUCAUACGGGGCGCAAGAAAACCACCGAGCAACGAGCAAAUGACAAUAUGUCGCUACCAGAUAGCACAAUGGAAACAAGCCGUCCAGUACUGGUGAAGAAUUUCGCCGAACAUUACCGGCUCAUGGCAGCCGAUUCUGAUUUUAGAUUUAGCGAAGAAUUCGAAGAACUCAAACAUGUGGGCCGGGACCAACCAUGCACAUUUGCCGAUUUACCGUGCAAUAGACCUAAGAACCGUUUCACCAAUAUUUUACCAUAUGACCACUCUAGAUUUAAAUUACAACCGGUUGACGACGAGGAGGGUUCUGACUACAUUAACGCUAAUUACGUUCCGGGUCAUAACUCUCCUAGAGAGUUCAUCGUUACACAAGGGCCCCUGCACUCAACACGAGACGAUUUCUGGCGCAUGUGUUGGGAAAGCAACUCACGGGCGAUCGUUAUGUUAACACGCACCUUUGAAAAGGGCCGCGAGAAAUGUGACCAUUAUUGGCCGCAUGACACCGUGCCAGUGUACUACGGUGAUAUCAAAGUUACUCUGCUGAAUGAUAGUCACUAUCCCGAUUGGGUCAUCACAGAGUUCAUGAUGACUAGAGGUGACACGCAGCGCAUCAUUCGUCACUUCCAUUUCACCACAUGGCCGGACUUCGGUGUGCCAAACCCUCCUCAAACACUCGCACGCUUCGUACGGGCUUUCCGCGAACGUGUUGGACCCGACCAGCGGCCAAUCGUAGUACACUGUAGUGCUGGAGUCGGUCGCUCCGGAACCUUCAUUACACUCGAUAGAAUACUUCAACAAAUACAGGUAUCGGAUUUUGUCGAUAUCUUUGGCAUUGUAUGGGCAAUGCGAAAAGAGCGUGUUUGGAUGGUGCAAACUGAGCAGCAAUACAUUUGCAUUCAUCAAUGUUUGCUGGUGGUAUUAGAGGGUAAGGAAGGAACUGAGCGCGAAAUCCAUGACAAUCAGGGAUACGAAGAGCCAGGUGAACAAGAAGAUGUCGCAGAAGAUCGGCAACUAAUAGAAGCUGAUCGAAACGAAGAAGGUGUCGUUUAUGACGACCAGAACUUGAUCGACAACAGUGCAGAUAACAACAACGAACAGAACGACAGUGCACAGGUCGAUUCAGAUCAAAAUAAUAGCAGGACUGAUAUUGCCAAAACAAAUGAAAUCCAUUGCCAAGAAGCAGAAGUGAUAGCCGUUGAAGUACAAGCACACGAUAGAAGUAAUAGUAAAGAGCAGCUACCGACAGUCGAUGAUAAAACUGAUCAGGAGCAGGAUGCGAGCCAAACUGGCAGUGGCCAUUUAAUAGAAACUGUCGAAUGCAAACCAGAAGGUAUUACCAAUAGUAGCAAUGACCAGCAGUCAAUUGGAAAUAAGCUUUGGAAAGAGGAAAGAUGACAGUUAGAAAAUGAUAGCGAUAACAGGAGUAGUGGUCGAAGUAGUAUUGUUAUUGCUAUCAAUGAAGAUAGUCAUGCAAACAGUGCACACAUCAUUCGUAUUGACGGCGAUGAUGCGGAAGAUCGUAAAGAUGAUGAAACGGAAAUCGAUGUUGGAAUUGAUUCCGACGAGGAAGAGGAGGACGAUUCCAACGAGCAGAGGGAGCUGCUACUGCACAAAAAUGAAAGAAACAAUCUCAGCACAGAAACGGGCGGUGAACGUUUUCGAUACAAGCACAAUUUUGUAGAAGAUGAAGAAGAUGAGCAGGACGAUGAUAUCAUUGUUAUCGUCGACGAAGAUAGCAAUCUCUGUGGUGGUGGUGUAAGCGAUGAGCUUUACCUAAAGCUUAGAGAAAUGGAUGACGAAGGCAUCGCCGAAUCGGGAAUGUAACGACCGGACAAUACAGUUGCCACCAUCCAAGAUGUGACACACCAUCACAUUUCUUAGUCAAAGAAUCUUAACAACACUCAUCGUUAAAAAAAUUCAGUCGUAGACAGAACAAACAAGUACACAAAAUUCAAAUUAGCAUAUUCUCAUCGAAAGUUUGGAAAAACAUACCUAAAGUCUCGGAUUGUAAAUAUCAGAAAAAAAAACUCUUGCUUUUCCGUAGAAAAAACGAAAUGUUGUCAAUGUACUAGUACGCAUUCUACCUUUUAAAUGUCGAUAUAUGAAACGUACAUGCGCUACAUAAUUGUAUGUAACUAAAAUUUUACGUUCUUGACGUAAUCGAAAAUCAAAUCAGUAAAACGAAACGCAGAAAAUGUGAAUUUUAUUGUAUUUAUGCAUGUGCAAUGGACACUCAAACCAACCUCUUUUAACUCUUUUUUGUUGUACAUAAUGUAAGAAGUAUCAUGGCAAAUUUUAGUUAUGCAAUAUUUUAAAUCUUACAAUAAAAACAAAAUAUCAUAU
Molecule: messenger RNA, 6868 nt
Organism: Sabethes cyaneus
Lineage: Eukaryota; Metazoa; Arthropoda; Insecta; Diptera; Culicidae
Gene: Ptp10D
Product: tyrosine-protein phosphatase 10D
Exons: 12
Coding region: 863-5920 (1685 amino acids)
Biological process (GO): protein dephosphorylation
Molecular function (GO): protein binding; protein tyrosine phosphatase activity
Source: RefSeq, a predicted model, not a curated record